Messenger RNA from Raphanus sativus (radish), 1475 nucleotides. RefSeq lists its product as uncharacterized. NCBI's taxonomy places the organism in Eukaryota, Viridiplantae, Streptophyta, Magnoliopsida, Brassicales, Brassicaceae. Bases 60 to 1316 code for a protein of 418 amino acids. The record is from RefSeq and is a predicted model, not a curated record. The transcript is spliced from 14 exons.
AUAACCGAAAAACAAAACCAAAGCCCAACUUAAAAGAAAACGUUAUAGGCUCUGUUUCAAUGGAUCAAAACAGAGGCCUGCAAGUUAAAGGAUGCGCUGCAUCAAUCUGUUUCAUAUCACCGGACAACAUGGAAACGUUGACUAACGAAACCAAUGAGCUCAGACCGGAGUUUCUCCACGUUCUUCCAUGUCAAAGAUCAGCCAAAGUUCUUGUAAAGAACUGUAUACUGUUUCUUCUUUUUUCCAAUCUCCUAAUCACCGGAGCUAUGGAAACUCACGAAGCCGUUCACUUUCGAACUAAGUUUCUCCAUGUUCUUCUUAGUCGACGAUCAGCCCCUGUUCCACUGGUAGCUGAGCGUUCGAAGCCAGUGGCAAAUCCUAUAUUUCAAAGUGAUGUUCCAUCUACAGAUGCAACAGAGUCUAGUCCGAAGGAACACAUGGAUAACUUAAAAGAUAUGCUUAAUGAGGAAAACAUUCAUUUGCACACUGAGGCUGGAGAGCAAGGAAGAUUGCCUUUGCUUAUCUUAAGCUUGAAGGAUAAGAGUGUAGAAAAAAGACCAGCUGUUGUGUUUAUGCAUGGCUCAGGCACAAACAAAGAAUGGUUAAGGCCAUUUCUUGAGGCAUAUGCUUCACGGGGAUAUGUAGCCAUUGGUUUGGACUCUCGCUACCACGGGGAACGAGCUGACUCCAAAACUGCCUAUCAAGAUGCUCUUAUAUCAUCUUGGAAAAAUGGAAACACAAUGCCUUUUAUCUUUGAUACUGUCUGGGAUUUGAUCAAACUAGCUGAAUAUCUUACUCAAAGGAAAGAUAUAGACCCACAAAGGAUAGGAAUCGCUGGUAUUUCUCUAGGAGGGAUGCAAGCCUGGUUUGCUGCUGCAGCUGACACCCGCUAUUCAGUAGCUGUUCCUUUGAUCGGUGUUCAGGGAUUCAGAUGGGCAAUAGACAAUGAUGCCUGGCAAGGAAGAGUCGACAGUUUAAAACCUUUAUUUGAAAAAGCAAGGAUUGAUAUGGGAAAGAGUGAAAUUGACAAAGAAGUUGUCAAGAAGGUGUGGGACAGAAUAGCUCCUGGCCUAGCAUCUCAGUUUGAUGCACCUUACUCGGUACCAGUGAUUGCUCCACGCCCUCUUUACCUCCUUAACGGCGCUGAGGAUCCUCGCUGUCCUCUUGGUGGACUAGUUGUUCCGGUGAAGAAAGCUAAGAAGGCUUAUAAGAAAACUCCUGGAAACUUCAAGUUCGUAGCAGAAGCUGGAGUUGGGCACACAGUGACGAGUUUCAUGAUCAAAGAGGCAUCAGAUUGGUUUGACAAGUUUCUUUAAACAAAGAAACAUGACUUCUGAUCAAAAUUAAGGCACAUGACCAUAUAGCAAUAAAAAUGUAAGCUAAUAAAUGCAUGUUCAUAAAGACAUCUCAAAUCUUUGGUUUCAAAGCAUAUGUAUGGUUAAAUAAAAACAUGAAAUGAAUAUCAGUUUAGUAGA